Molecule: messenger RNA, 1131 nt
Organism: Aspergillus chevalieri
Lineage: Eukaryota; Fungi; Ascomycota; Eurotiomycetes; Eurotiales; Aspergillaceae
Exons: 1
Coding region: 1-1131 (376 amino acids)
Biological process (GO): transmembrane transport
Molecular function (GO): transmembrane transporter activity
Source: RefSeq, a predicted model, not a curated record
AUGACUACAGCAUCCAUUCUAACAACGUACAGCGUGUGUGCUCUCUUCGCCUGCCUUGGUUUGGGUGUUGGUGGUAACCUGCCCGUUGAUGCAGCCAUCUUCCUGGAAUUCCUGCCCUUCGCCUCAGGAGCCCUGCUGAGUUCCAUGGCUCUGUUCUGGUCGAUAGGCACCCUGAUUUCCAGUUUACUUGCCUGGGCAUUCAUCGUGAAUUAUUCGUGCCCUGAAAACGAGCCUUGUACCAAGGCCAACAACUGGGGAUGGAGAUAUCUGGUCUUGUCUUUGGGUGCUAUUACGUUCGCCAUGUUCCUUGCGCGUUUCUUCCUCUUCACGUUGUAUGAGUCGCCCAAGUUCCUUGUGUCCAGAGGUCGCCAGGAUGAGGCUGUCACCGCAGUGCAGGGUAUUGCCUACAAGAACAAGACUCAGACCUGGCUCACGGACGAGGUUCUGAAUGAAAUUGGUGGAUACCCUGAAGAAGUUUCAGACCAGAAGCUUUCCUACACGGAGAUUCUCAAGCGGUCUCUUUCCAAGUUCUCGUACGAGCAGGUUAUCCCUCUUUUCAGGACAAAGAGACUCGGAAUCACAACCAUCAUCAUCUGGUUCCUGUGGACCACCAUCGGAAUGGGCUACACCCUGUUCAACGCCUUCCUGCCCCAAUACCUAAGCACGUCAUCCUCCGUCUACGAAACCUACCGCAACUAUGCCAUCACCGCCGUCUGCGGUAUCCCCGGCCCCAUGGUCGCCUACUUCACCGUCGACCUCAAGUAUAUCGGCCGAAAGGGAACCCUCGCCAUCUCCACUCUCAUCACCGGUGUCCUCCUCUUCUGCUUCACAGCCUCCCAAGAUCCCAACGCGCAACUCGUCUGCUCAGCCCUCGAAUCCUUCUUCCAGAUGAUGAUGUACGGUGUGCUAUAUGCAUACACACCUGAAGUCUUCCCCGCGCCGAACCGUGGAACCGGCACUGGUAUCGCUAGCUGUCUGAACCGGAUCGCUGGCCUUUGUGCGCCGAUUAUUGCCAUCUAUGGGGGUUCUAAUGCGUCGGCUCCGAUUUAUGCAUCUGGUGCAUUGUUGUUGGUUUCGUUUGUUGCUAUGUGCUUGUUGCCGAUCGAGACUAGGGGGAAACAGUCUCUGUAG